AAACCCCGCCAGCCCCGCCCACUCCCCUCCUCCCUCUGGGGGUAGUUUCUUUUUCCCUUUUAUUUUUGCAAGCGAAAGUGCUCGGAUGCGCGUAAACUGCAAGAGGGUCGCUGUUAGCACGGGGCGGGUCCUUUUGCAAGCAGAGUAGGAAAUCCGCAUUGGGGGAAAGAGCCAGGAAGACCCAGGAAAUAUUAUAUUUUUGGGGGGGGGGGAGGGAAGGAAUCUAUUAACUCUUUGGGGCAGGGAGAAGUUUGGGGCUUGGAGCGAUGUUUGCUGCUGCUGCUGAGUUUCUGAGCCUUUUUGCAAAACGCGGCCCGGGUCUUAGAAAACUGCAGAACGAGGAAUCUCAGCCUGAAAUAAAAGGGAACUGAAGGGGGCAUACAUGUUGCUGUCUUCCCCUCUCCAUUUUAUCGUCACAACAACCCUGUGAGGAACCGGGUGCCAUGGCGGAAGACAACGGACUUUAUACGAAGAUCGAGGAAAACGUGAGCGAAAGCUUAGAGGCGGAUUCGCAGGGCAUCUCCGUGGAGUCAAGUACCUUGCUGCAGAAACUGAGAGGAACUAUUUCGAAGUCCGUGCAGUGCAAAAUCGACUGCAUACUGCAAGAUGUCCAGAGGUUUACUGAUCACGCCAAGCUCUAUCUCUACCUCCAACUGCCUUCUGGUCCAAGUUCAGGGGAGAAAAACCUGGACCUGACUUCUCUGAGCUCAGCUGAGCACAUGCAUGCUUGCACCUGGAUCCGGGAUCACCUCGAGGAAUACCCAGACACCUGCUUGCCAAAACAAGAUGUCUUUGAUGCUUACAAGCGCUAUUGCGAUAACCUUUGCAGCCGCUCUCUGAGCGCAGCCAACUUCGGCAAGAUCAUCCGGGAAAUCUUCCCGAACAUCAAAGCGAGGAGGCUGGGGGGUCGCGGGCAGUCGAAGUAUUGCUACAGUGGGAUACGGAGGAAGACUGUGGUGAACAUGCCCCCGCUUCCCAGCCUCGAUCUGAAAGAGACGGAGUCUCCGGAGCGGCCAGAGGUGGUUCAGUCCUACAGCGACGAGGUGAUGGAAGCGGCCUGCGCCUUGACCUGCGACUGGGCCGAGAAGAUCCUCAAGCGCUCGUUCAACAACAUUGUGGAGGUGGCCCAGUUCCUCAUCCAGCAGCACAUUAUCAGCUCCCGUUCGCCCCACGUCGACCUCAUCAUGGCCAUGGUGGUCUCAGAAAUUACCGAGAACCACCGUGACAAACGACCAUCCCAAACCUUGAAGGCCUCGGAGAGUUCAGACAAUAAGCAGACCCAGGCCAAAGCAGAAAAUGCCGGCAAGCCCUCGGCCGCAGCAAAGAAGCUGGCAGACGCCCCAACGAAGCCCGCCAGCAGCCCGCAGGUCGACGCCUUGGUGGCUCGGCUGCCACUGCUGCUGCCCCGCGUCCAGGUCCAGCCCGGGGACAGGCUGGUGGUGUCUCCUGGUGUGGCGGCCAUGCACCCGUCCCCCACCAUCUUGGCACCCAAGCUGACGGCCUCGGGGGGGACGGUCAAGAUGGCGCUCUCAAUGGGUCCGGGGCCGUCCGCUCUGUUGGCCCCUACGGUGAACGGGCCGGCUGGCGUGGUCAGCCCUCCAAGCGCCGUGCCGGUCAUCAACAUGAUGCCGGUCAUCAACAUGGCGGUGCCCCCCGUGGCCGAAGUCCCGCUGAAGCUCCAGAGCGCCCCUACUGGCGGAGGGGUGAACGGCUGCGAGGCUCGAUGGAGCCCCCACGACCCGCAGAGAGCCAAGCCCCCCGCCAAGCGGCCUGCAGAAGCACCCAGGGAGGCGGCGGCAAAGAGGAAGCGGGGUCGGCCCCGCAAGAAAGCGGACCCCUCUUUGCUCGAGAAGAGCACCGCUAAGGAGGGAGCACCCGACGCCGAGGAGGACUCUGACAUCAUUGUCGUAACUGUGGGUUACGGCGACCAGGCCGGCCGCCCCUCCUCCCUCUCCGGGUCUCGGGAAGAGAGCACGGAUGUGGAGGUGGUCCAUGUCGGGAAGCCCAAGAGCCCGUUCCCCCAGGAGACGAGUGAAGAGGGACCUUCCCGGGCCGGCAGCCUCAUUGUCAGUCCUGCCCCCAAAGCCGCUGUCCUGCCCACCCAGGUGAGCGUCAUCAGGGGCCGGAGGUCCGCCAUGCCCGUAGCUGUGAAAGAGACAGGCAGUGACUGGAAGGAGACAGGAAGUGGGUCCAAAGAGACAGGAAGUGGGUCCAAAGAGACAGGAAGUGGGUCAAGGGAGCCCCUGCAAUUGGCUGAAGGCACAGCAGCGCCAGGGAUUGGUACCAGAAUCACCGUUGCAAGGGACUGGGAGGAUCCGGAGAGUGACAGCUCCUCAGAAUGUGACCUCCAACCCACCGAUCUUUCCAUGCGCAGAGUCACCCCUCCGCCUGCCAAGGGUUGCUUGGAGGCCUGCGGCUUGCGGCCCUCGUCUGUAAACUUGCACAGGGUCAGUGUGGACCAGGGGAAGGCAGCAGAGUCCGUGAAUCCGCCAGGGACAUCGGCGCAGGCCCCCAGCCGAUAACAUCACCCCCCCCCCAGCCCUGCUCUGGUGUGCGUCUCCCAAUGCCAAGCUCUCCCACGCAAAGGCACCCUGGUUCUGCUUGCUCUUACUAAUUUAAUGCACGUGUGUAGAGGAAAAAAUACACACUGCGGUGUGAGUUUGCAAAUGCGACUUUCCAUCAUACCUCUUCCUUGGCCGUGUACAACGUGCCCCCCCCCCAAGUGGUCCUUUCUCAAUGGAUGCUGGUCUCUUUGGGCAAAGGAGGCACUUCUUCACCAGCCUGCCAGGCGGGCAGCUCUGCCUGACAGGAGCUCUGGCGCCACCUACUGUUCAGCUCCCUGCUUCCUGGGCCCCCAGCUGCCACUGCAAUUUUUCUCGAAAGCCCAAGUGGCCCACCCUUCUCUGAUCAGGGGAGUGAAAAUGUCGGGAAUUAAACGGCGGUCAGCAAAGGUUCUUGCAGAGGUCAUUUAGGCAGGCCACAUCUGUGAAUGGGAAUGGGGGAGGGUUGUUUACGGGACCCCCCACCCUGACACCGAUCUCUCCCCAUCACUCUCCUUGGGACUUAAAUGGGCUGGGCAGGGAGAGGAGAAUCUUCUCCCGUUUGGAAUCUCUGCACAAAUGUUUCUCGAUCCAAAGGGGGCGAAAUUAGUGUUUCGUUCUGAGUGUGGAUCCUGACCCAGACCGCCCCCCCCCCCCAAAAAAACCCCU
Messenger RNA from Zootoca vivipara (common lizard), 3209 nucleotides. It is a transcript of the gene RFX5, whose product is annotated as regulatory factor X5. Gene Ontology annotation, molecular function: DNA-binding transcription factor activity, RNA polymerase II-specific; RNA polymerase II cis-regulatory region sequence-specific DNA binding. Gene Ontology annotation, biological process: regulation of transcription by RNA polymerase II. The record is from RefSeq and is a predicted model, not a curated record. Lineage: Eukaryota; Metazoa; Chordata; Lepidosauria; Squamata; Lacertidae.